GGCGGGGCUAAAAUGAAACCACUGGGUGUGACCUAGGAGAAGGAAGGGGAGCCUCUGGUGGGGACCUUCCUAGGGUCCUUUUCCCUUCGUGGGGUACUAUGGAGUUCCCAGAACACAGCCAGCAGCUGCUGCAGAGCCUCCGAGAGCAGCGGUCCCAGGGUUUCCUUUGUGACUGCACCGUGAUGGUGGGUAGCACCCAGUUCUUGGCCCAUCGGGCUGUGCUGGCCUCCUGCAGCCCAUUCUUCCAGCUUUUCUACAAAGAGCGGGAACUGGACAAGAGGGAUCUGGUGUGCAUCCACAAUGAGAUUGUCACGGCCCCAGCCUUUGGGCUGCUUCUGGACUUCAUGUAUGCUGGCCAGCUGGUCCUGAGGGGGGAUACCCCUGUGGAGGAUGUGCUGGCUGCUGCCAGCUACUUGCACAUGAAUGACAUUGUUAAAGUGUGUAAGCGGCGGCUGCAGGCCCGGGCCCUGGCAGAGGCAGACAGUACCAAGAAGGAGGAGGAAACCAGCUCACAGCCCCCUAGUUUGGAGUUUUUGUCCACUUCCCGUGGCCCCCAGCCUUCGUUGGCAUCUGCCGAGACGUCAGGCAAUUGGGGCAAAGGGGAAUGGAAGGGCCCUGCAGCUCCCUCUCCAACUGUCUGUCCUCCAGAUGAGCCACCAAUGCCUGGGGGGGCUGACACUACACAGCCCGGCAUGGAGGUCGAUGCACCACAUCUACGGGCACCUCCUCCACUAGUGACUGAUGUCUCUCUUGCCAGCCCCAGUAGCUCCACAGAGACCAUUCCUGCAAACUACUUCUCUCCGGGCCUUCCAGCAGUUUCGGUGGAGCCGCUAGCUCCCCUUGAUGUGGGUACUGAGAGUCUGAGGAUGGUGGAACCAAGGGGUGCUGGGGGACCACUGCAAGGCUUCUAUCCUCCGGCUCCAGCAGCAGCCCCAGUCCCAGCCCCAGUUCCAUCGCAGGCUCCAGCGCCAGUGGAAGCUGAGCUGGUCCAGGUGAAAGUAGAAGCUAUUGUGAUUUCUGAUGAGGAGCCCGAUGUGUCCGAGGAACAGCCUCAGGGGCCUGAGGGACUAUUCCCGCCCGGAGGGGCAAUGUAUGGUGGACAGCCCCCUCAGCCAGAGGCUUUUGAGGAGCCAAGAGCGGCAGGACUGGAAGAGGUGGGGCCAAGUGAGCACUUCCUGCCCCCAGAUUCUCACCUACCCUACCAUUUGCUGCCAGGUCCAGGGCAGUAUCCUCGAGGACUGGUGACAUCGCCCCUGCCUGCGCCCCCAGCCCUGCAUGAGCCACUUUACCUGCCUUCCGAAUAUGAAGCAACCCCGGGAAGCUUUGGGGUUUUUACUGAGGAUGUGCCCACUUGCAAGACAUGUGGGAAGACCUUCUCGUGUUCUUACACACUAAGGCGACACGCCACAGUGCACACGCGCGAGCGCCCCUACGAGUGUCGCUACUGCCUACGCAGCUACACGCAGUCAGGGGACCUGUACCGACAUAUCCGCAAGGCUCACAAUGAGGACCUGGCCAAACGCAGCAAACCGGACCCAGAGGCCGGCCCCCUCCUAGGAGUGCAGCCCCUCCAUGGCUCCCCUACAGCAGACAAACAGAACAGCAGUGGUGGAGGGCCACCCAAAGAUUUUGUACUGGGUCCCAAAAACUGACAUCUGCAGGAGCAUCAUAAGCUGAUGCUAGGCCUGCUGUUGCCAUCGUUAGGGGGCAGCAGAGACUGGAAGCUUCUCCUUUUCCCUGCAGGGGGAGCAGAAUGAACCUCCUGCCCAGGCUGAAGAUUGCCACCAGUUUUUCUUUACCCAGCCAGACAGCAGGACUUUCUGGGGCAGUGCAUCUCAGUCAGCUCCUCUCCAAGGGCACUGGGAAUCUUUCUGAGCUGUAAUCGCUUGCCACCCUGCCUUCUGGACCA
This is a messenger RNA of Zalophus californianus (California sea lion), 1909 nucleotides long. It is a transcript of the gene ZBTB3, whose product is annotated as zinc finger and BTB domain containing 3. Gene Ontology annotation, molecular function: RNA polymerase II cis-regulatory region sequence-specific DNA binding; protein binding; DNA-binding transcription factor activity, RNA polymerase II-specific. Gene Ontology annotation, biological process: regulation of transcription by RNA polymerase II. The coding region runs from base 99 to 1652 and encodes 517 amino acids. The transcript is spliced from 2 exons. The record is from RefSeq and is a predicted model, not a curated record. NCBI's taxonomy places the organism in Eukaryota, Metazoa, Chordata, Mammalia, Carnivora, Otariidae. Gene Ontology annotation, cellular component: nucleus.